Messenger RNA from Talaromyces amestolkiae, 1626 nucleotides. RefSeq lists its product as uncharacterized. The coding region runs from base 1 to 1626 and encodes 541 amino acids. The transcript is spliced from 2 exons. The record is from RefSeq and is a predicted model, not a curated record. Gene Ontology annotation, molecular function: protein binding. NCBI's taxonomy places the organism in Eukaryota, Fungi, Ascomycota, Eurotiomycetes, Eurotiales, Trichocomaceae. Gene Ontology annotation, biological process: maturation of SSU-rRNA from tricistronic rRNA transcript (SSU-rRNA, 5.8S rRNA, LSU-rRNA). Gene Ontology annotation, cellular component: 90S preribosome; nucleolus; small-subunit processome.
AUGGCAGCAGUCGCCGGGCCGGUCGCGAAGCGCUCGCCGCAAGACACCGUCGAAGCUCGAGAAGCAAAGAGACGCAUCACAGAAGCUACAGAGAAAUACGGGCGUGGCAAGGCAGUACAAUUGAAGAAAAUCAGAGACAAAAAGCUUCGAGGCAACCUCAGGACUGUUGAGGACCGAUACAAAACAGCUGCACUGCGCGCAAAAGAUGCGGAGAUCCUCCUCGAGAACGAGUCCGGAUUCCUAGAGCCCGAGGCGGAACUUGAACGAACCUACAAAGUCAGACAAGAUGAGAUCAGAGAAAAUGUUGGAAUCGAAGUCGCAAAGAAAGGGUUUGAAUUGAAAUUGGAGGAACUUGGACCCUAUCGUGCAGACUAUACGCGAAACGGCAAGAAUUUACUCUUGGCUGGGAGGAAAGGUCAUAUUGCGACGAUGGACUGGCGAGCCGGGAAGCUGGGAUGUGAACUACAACUUGGAGAAACGAUUCGCGAUGCGAAGUGGCUGCACAACAAUCAAUUUUUUGCCGUGGCUCAGAAGAAGAACGUUUAUAUCUACGACCAUGCCGGUGUAGAACUUCAUUGCCUCAACAAACACGUCGAAGCUAAAUAUCUUGAAUUUUUACCCUAUCAUUUCCUCUUAGCUAGUGCUGCAAACAGCGGUUUCCUCAAAUAUACAGACACUUCCACAGGCCAGCUAGUUGCCGAACUACCUACUCGACUAGGCUCCCCAACGUCACUUUGCCAGAACCCGUGGAAUGCGAUCCUCCACGUCGGCCAUCAGAACGGUACAGUCACUCUUUGGUCGCCUAAUUCGCAAACCGCCCUUAUCAAAGCUCUUGUGCACCGAGGUCCAGUACGAUCAAUGGCCAUUGAUCGACAAGGUCGAUAUAUGGUGUCCACUGGUCAGGACAUGAGAAUGAAUGUGUGGGAUAUUAGAAUGUUCAAGCCGGUCCAUUCGUAUUCUUGUUACCAACCUGGAUCAAGUGUCGCAAUCAGCGACCGCAAUCUCACAGCUGUUGGAUGGGGCACACAAAUCAGUGUCUGGAAGGGUCUUUUUGAUGCUGCCGCUACCGACGCUGGAAAAGUGCAGAGCCCGUACAUGGCAUGGGGUGGCGAUGGACAACGCAUCGAAACUGUCAAAUGGUGCCCAUAUGAAGAUAUUCUCGGUGUAACCCAUGACAAGGGUUUCGCUAGCGUACUUGUCCCUGGCGCCGGAGAAGCCAACUUUGAUGCCACAGAAGUCAAUCCCUACGAAACAACCAAACAACGCCAGGAAGCUGAAGUCAAGGCCUUGUUGAAUAAGCUGCAACCCGAAAUGAUCUCACUCGAUCCAAACUUCGUCGGCAAACUCGACUUGAUCAGCGACAAGAAACGGCGCGAAGAGCGUGAAGAAGACAACAAACCCAAAGACGCAGCAAUAGAGAAACUAAGGAACCGGGGUCGUGGCCGCAAUAGUGCACUCAGAAAAUACCUCCGAAAGAGAGGAAAGACGAACGUCAUUGACGAGAAGCGUCUCAAGGCUGAAGCCAUACAAAAGGAACGCUCUUCUCAUCAAAACGAGACAUUGCAAAAACAGCGAGAGGAGCUGGGCCCUGCGCUUGCCAGAUUUGCGUCGAAGAAGGAUUUAUAA